AUGGGUUUAUUCAAAAUCGCAAGUUUCUUCUUCUUCUUCGUUUUUCUGAUUCAAUCCCACAUCGACAUUGUCAAAUCCCAAGAGAUUGACAAGCUCAAUCCAGGCUUCAAAGCUUCUGCAUCAGAAUUAAACCACACAAAUGGAGUUUUUCUGUUGUCCAAAGCCUCCAUUUUUGCUCUCGGCUUCUACACCGGUGCCAACGACGGCACAUUCUCACUCGGAAUUACUCACAUUCUCAGUUCCAGAGUGAUCUGGACGGCGAACAGAGAUUUUCCGGUCAACGACUCUGCUCUGUUCGUGUUUGAUGAAACAGGGGAUGCUUAUUUGGAUCAAUUUGGCCCGAAUUCGGCUCCAAUUUGGUCGACUGAGACGGCCCGACACGGCGUUGUUUCAAUGCAGCUUUUGGAUUCUGGAAAUUUGGUUUUGAGAAGCAAAAAUGGAAGCUUCGUUUGGCAGAGCUUCCAUUUUCCCACCAAUACUCUUUUGCCCGGCCAGGUUUUCUGGGAAGGAAUGAAGCUUGAAAGUUACUCAAAUGACAAUAAUCUCUCGAGUUUUUUGGAAUUUAAACAAGGAGAUUUGGUUCUGUCUGCGGGUUAUCAGAAUCCUCAAGUCUAUUGGGCUCUGUCGAAUGAUGGCCGGAAAAUAAAGCGAGCCGCCGCCGGUUCUGGCAGCGGAAACGGCGGAGAUGGGUAUGUUCUGUUUGCCAUUAUGGAGUCAAAUUCUUGGAAUUUCUUCGGCAAGAAUGGGGAGUUGUUAUGGGGAUUCAAAUUUUUCUGGCAAUCGAAUUGGAAAGACAGAUGGGUCUCUGUUUUAAACACCGAUGGAUCGAUUGCUUUUCACAAUUUGGAGAGCGGAAAAUCAGCUCCGCCGGAGCCCAUUCGAAUUCCGGCUGAAAGUUGCGGCGUUCCGGAGCCUUGUGAUCCUCUUUUCAUCUGUUACUUCGACAACCGAUGCCAGUGUGCUUCCACGAUUCUCGACGAUAAAUUCAACUGUAAAUUCCCUUCAAUCUCUUGCAAUGGCAGAUCCAAUGCCACCGAGCUUCUGUAUUUGGGGAAAAACCUUGAUUAUUUCGCUCUCCGUUUCUCCAUUCCUGCGCUGAACUCCGAUUUGAACAAUUGCAAAGCAGCCUGCGCCAGUAAUUGCUCUUGCAAUGUGAUGUUCUUCGAACCAAAUUCAGGGGAUUGCUUCUUCUUCGACGAGAUCGGAAGUUUACAGCGAUCCGACGAGGGCUCCAAUGGGUACAUUUCGUAUAUGAAAAUAGAGCUCCCCAUCAACAGCAACAAUAACGAAACAACGCCUACGCCAACUCCAAACAGAAGAAAGCACAUCGUUCUCAUGAGUAUUCUUAUAGCUGCAAUGGCUCUGUCUUUCAUGGGGUUGCUCUGUUUUUUGUUUUACCGGCGGAAAGUGAAGGAAUUGUUAAGCUCCAUUGAAGAUGCAACAGAGGAAGACAAGUUUCUCGAGGAGGUUUCCAGCGGGCCGAUGCGAUUCAGCUACCGACAGCUCCGGCGAGCGACAAGGAAUUUCUCGACGAAGAUCGGGCACGGGGGUUUCGGGUCGGUUUAUUUGGGGGAGCUCGGAGAUGGGACGAGAUUGGCAGUGAAGAAACUGGAGAAAAUUGGGCAAGGAGGGAGAGAAUUCAGAGCAGAGGUGAGUUUGAUCGGCGGGAUCCACCAUGUGAAUCUGGUGAAGCUCAAAGGGUUCUGUUCUGAAAAUCUUCACAGGCUUCUGGUUUACGAGUAUAUGAGCAAUGGAUCAUUGGAUAAGUGGAUUUUUAAUGGGAAAGAAGAUGGGUUUUUGGAUUGGGAAACAAGAUUCAACAUUGCAUUGGGUACGGCGAGGGCUUUGGCGUAUCUUCACCAAGAAUGCGAAUCAAAGAUAAUCCAUUGCGAUAUAAAGCCCGAAAACGUCCUCCUCGACGACAAUUUCACGCCAAAGCUCUCCGAUUUCGGCAUGGCGAAACUUGUUAACAGAGAACAGAGCAAUAUCUUCACUCAGCUUCGAGGAACUAGAGGCUACAUGGCGCCGGAGUGGAUCACGAACCUCGCCAUAUCCGAUAAGAGCGAUGUCUACAGCUAUGGCAUGGUUCUUCUCGAGAUUGUUGCCAACAGGAAGUGCUACGACGCCGAUCAGUCUCCGGAGAGCGCGCAUUUACCGUCGUAUGCGGCGAGGAUGGUGGCGGAGAAGAAGGGUAGGUGGGUGUUGGACCCGAGAGUGGCAGCGACGGUGACGGAGGAGGACUGGCGAGUCGAGGCGGUGGUGGAGGUGGCGGUAUGGUGCGUUCAGGAGGAGGCGAGUUUCCGGCCGCCAAUGAGGAAGGUGGUGCAGAUGCUGGAAGGGGUUUGUCCGGUGCCGAGGCCGCCGAGUGCGGCGGAGAUGGGGCGGAGUUUUUCCUGGAGUAGUGGUGGAGGAGGGACGGUAAUGUCGUUGGGAUUAAAUGGGUGUUUUAGUGAAGUGAGAUUGUCCGAUGUUCGAUUGUCGGGACCCAGAUGA
Messenger RNA from Cucurbita pepo subsp. pepo (vegetable marrow), 2493 nucleotides. Its product is annotated as G-type lectin S-receptor-like serine/threonine-protein kinase SD2-5. Gene Ontology annotation, biological process: protein phosphorylation. The record is from RefSeq and is a predicted model, not a curated record. Lineage: Eukaryota; Viridiplantae; Streptophyta; Magnoliopsida; Cucurbitales; Cucurbitaceae. Gene Ontology annotation, molecular function: ATP binding; protein serine/threonine kinase activity.